This is a messenger RNA of Pygoscelis adeliae (Adelie penguin), 3829 nucleotides long. It is a transcript of the gene SMC1B, whose product is annotated as structural maintenance of chromosomes 1B. Gene Ontology annotation, molecular function: protein binding; ATP hydrolysis activity; ATP binding. Gene Ontology annotation, cellular component: cohesin complex; nucleus; chromosome. The record is from RefSeq and is a predicted model, not a curated record. The transcript is spliced from 25 exons. NCBI's taxonomy places the organism in Eukaryota, Metazoa, Chordata, Aves, Sphenisciformes, Spheniscidae. Gene Ontology annotation, biological process: sister chromatid cohesion. Bases 1 to 3714 code for a protein of 1237 amino acids.
AUGGGUUACCUGAAGCUGCUGCUGAUGAAGGAUUUCAAGUCGUGGCGGGGGCAGCAGGUUAUCGGCCCCUUCAUGAGGUUCAACUGCAUCAUCGGGCCCAACGGAUCAGGAAAAUCUAACAUAAUGGAUGCUGUUAGUUUUGUGCUGUGUGAAAAGAUUUCUAAUUUACGAGUUAAAAGUAUUCGAGAACUUAUUCAUGGAGCACAUGUUGGAAAACCAGUUUCUUCUACAGCUAGUGUGAAGAUAGUAUAUUGUGAAGAAGAUGGGGAAGAAAAAACAUUUUCAAGAGUUAUCCGUGGUAGUUGUUCUGAAUUUCUUUUCAAUGAUAAAUCUGUCAGCCGAUCUGCUUACAUAUCUGAGCUUGAAAAAAUAGGAAUACUUGUCAAAGCUAGGAAUUGUCUUAUUUUUCAGGGAACAGUAGAAUCAAUUGCAAUGAAGAAGCCGAAGGAGAGAACUCAACUUUUUGAACAAAUCAGUAAUUCAUGGGAAUAUGCUGAAGACUAUGAACGAAAAAAGAAAAAAAUGCAGCAAGCAGAACAGGAUGCGCAGUUUACUUAUAACAAGAAAAAAAGUGUUGCAGCAGAACGCAAACAAGCAAAGAUAGAGAAAGAGGAGGCAGAGCAUUACCAGAUGCUUCUCAAGGAACUGGAUGAAGAAAGGAUACAGCUGAAGCUUUUCCGGCUUUAUCACAACGAAAAAAACAUAGACUUUCUGAAAAAAAGUUUGGAUGAAAAGAAUAUGGAGGCUCGUAUCAAGAAAGAAUCUCUUUCCAUGGCAGAAGAUGCAUUUAGAGCCAAGAAAAAGGUGCUUGGUGUACUAAACAGAGACCAACAGCACAUGGAAAGAGAAAUGAAGGCUCUGGAGGCAUCACUGAUUCAGCAGAAACCCCUCUAUAUAAAAGCAAAGGAAAACACUUCCUACCAAAUCAAGAAAGUAGAAAUGUCUAAAAAAUCUCUAAGGGACAAGGAGAAGUCCUGUGAUAAGGAAAAGCAGAACAUAAAAGAACUAGAGGUAGAAUUGAAUGAUACUGAGAAGGCGUGGAGAGCGUUUGAGAAGAAAGCUGAAGAGAUGUUGCAGAGAGCAGCAGUUAUUGAGCUGGGAGACAGUCAGUUGGAGCGCUAUAAAGAGCUAAAGGAAAUAGCAAGAAAGAAAGUAGCUACACUAACCCAGCAGCUAGAAAAACUUCGCUGGGAGGAAAAAGCAGAUCAAGAAAGGCUGAAACUUAAUCGGAGGAAGAAAAAAGAAGUUGAGGGAAACAUAAAACAGACUGUGGAACAGAUAGAAGAGCAUAAAAAACGAAUAGAGAAGUUGGAAGAAUAUGCCAAGAUAUGCACUGAGUCGUUAGCCGAGAAAAAACAGCAAGAGGAAGCGCUAACUAAGGAAAUUGAAAACUCAACAAUACGAAUGGCUGAAGUGAACGAAGAGUUGAACAAAAUAGUUGGUGAACUGCAGAAUGCCAAAAUUGAUUACCAUGAAGGAAGGCGUCAGCAAAUGAGAGCAGAGAUCCUGGAAAGUCUCAAAAGACUAUAUCCGGAUUCUGUGUUUGGAAGACUGCUUGACCUGUGUCAUCCUAUUCAUAAAAAAUACCAGCUUGCUGUUACCAAGGUAUUCAGCAAAUACAUGACUGCUAUUGUCGUUGCCACUGAAAAAACAGCAAGAGAUUGCAUUCGGUUCCUAAAACAAGAACGAGCUGAACCUGAAACUUUUCUUGCUUUGGAUUACCUUGAUGUUAAACCGAUCAACGAAAAGUUAAGAGAGAUAAAAGGAGCUAAAAUGAUGGUGGAUGUUGUACAGACUCCAUUUGCUCCGCUGAAAAAAGUGAUUCAGUUUGUGAGUGGGAAUGGCUUGGUCUGUGAAACAGUCAAAGAAGCAAAACAAAUAGCGUUUGAUGGACCAGUGAGGUUGAAAACAGUGGCUCUUGAUGGAACUUUAUUUUUGAAAUCUGGAGUGAUUUCUGGAGGAUCAAGUGAUUUAAGAUUUAAAGCUAGAUGUUGGGAUGAUAAAGAAAUGAAUAAAAUGAAAGAAAGAAGAGAUAGCUUGAUUAAUGAGUUAAAGGACUUAAUGAAGAUAAAACGUAAGGAGGCUGACUUGAAGCAGUUGCGUGCUCAAUGCCACGGAACUCAGACACGACUUAAAUAUUCACAGAGUGAAUUAGAGCUUAUUAAAAAGAAACAUCUCGCUAAUCUCUAUACGGAAAAAUCAAAACUGGAAAGUGAACUGGUAAAUAUUGAGUCUCAGCAUGAUAUGCUGAAUGAAGGAAUAGCACAAAGAAAAGAAAAAAUAGAAGAAUUCCAGAAAAAAAUUAAUGAGGCUGAAGAUGCUGUUUUCCAGGAAUUCUGUGAAGAAAUUGGUAUAGAAAAUAUUCGUGUGUAUGAACAAGAACAUGUGAGACAACAAGAGGAGAUUGAUAAGAGAAGACUGGAAUUUGAAAAUCAGAAGACAAGACUAAACAUUCAGCUGGAAUAUAAUCGUGAUCAUCUACAAAAAUUAACAAACACAGUCAGCAAGUUGAGGGAGACCAUUCAUAAAGAUGAAGCUGAGAUUACUGGGCUACAGAAGGAUGAGGAAAAGCUUCUAAAAAAAGUCAAUGAAAUUGUGGAGGAGCAGCAACAUCUUAAGGAUAGAUUAAGUGCUCAUAAAUCUGAGGUUAUAAAAACCCAAAAUGAAGUUGAAGAGUUCAGAAAGACGUUGUUAACUCUUAAUAGGGAAGCUACAAAAUUACAAAAGGAAGCUACAGCUAUAGAAACUGCCCUGGAAGAGAAAAGAUUAAGACGACAUAAUAUGCUUCUUGAAUGCAAGGUGCAGGACUUGAAAAUAAAGCUCCUGUCUGGAUCACUGGAUGACAUCAGUGAAGUGGAGCUAGGAACCGAAACAGAAAGCGUUCGGACUACAUCAAGUAUCUAUGAAAGGGAGGAGGCAAUUCAGAUAGACUACAGCAGCCUAGCAGAAGACCUGAAGGACCUAGAGUCUGAUAAAGAUAUAGAGGAUCAUCUGAGCCAGAUGCAGCAGGAAAUAAAAUCUAAAGAGACUACUUUAAUGAAGACAGCUGCUCCAAACCUGAGAGCAGUAGAGAAAUUACAGAUAGCUCGGGACAAGUUCCAACAGUCAAUAGAUGCUUUUGAGACCAGCAGGAAGGAGGCCAGAACAUGCAAGCAAGAAUUUGAACAGGUGAAAAAAAGAAGAUACGAGCUUUUUAGCCGGUGCUUUGAGCAUGCCUCCAUAGCCAUUGAUCAGAUCUACAAGAAACUUUGCAGAAACAGUAGUGCUCAGGCAUUCCUUAGUCCUGAAAAUCCUGAGGAGCCUUAUCUGGAAGGCAUUGGCUUUAACUGCGUGGCUCCGGGAAAACGCUUUAUGCCAAUGGACAGUUUGUCAGGAGGUGAAAAAUCUGUGGCAGCUCUGGCUCUUAUGUUUGCUAUACACAGUUUUCGGCCAGCACCUUUUUUUAUUUUAGAUGAGAUAGAUGCUGCCCUGGAUAACACCAACAUUGAUAAAGUAUCAAGUUUCAUUAGAGAACAGGCACAUGAACAGCUUCAAAUGAUAGUUAUUUCUCUAAAGGAAGAGUUUUAUUCCAAAGCAGACGCAUUGAUUGGAGUGUGUCCAGAGCAUGAUGACUUUAUGUUCAGUCGAGUACUGACUUUGGAUCUUACCGAGUAUCCAGACAUGAAUGACCAGGAGAGAACAGAGAAGCACAAGCGCAGUUCCGUUUCGGAAUAAAGCAUGGAUGAUUUCAGGGCCAGGUGACAACAGCAAGAACUGUGUUUACAGCUGACUGUAACAAAUCCUGAGUUUGAAUGUGGCUGUUAGAGGUUGAUAGAGAAAUGUUUACCUU